AUGCUUACGAUGCAAUUACGCGCUUUGCCUAUCGUAAAAUUUUUGCGGCCUGUUUAACGCAACCCUGGCAUAAUUGCAACGGGGUGAGAGGCUCGUAACACCACGGGUUUUACCGGGCUCGAGGCUUUGCGAUUUCAACCGCAGCCGGCUCUUGUCCGUCUCUUCAUCAUCUGUUCUACACCUCGCACUGUUUGCUCUCUAACCGCAGGAUUAAACGCGUUUAAUCCGUUUCGCAUUCUAUCGGGCAAGCAACGUGCAAUAAAACCUGCAUCAACGAGGGAAAAGGAAAAAGGAAACAAUGUUUCACGAGACGUCCCGUUAGCCGGCCUAAAUGCUAAUCCCGAUACCCCGGGAACAGAGAUAGAAACGAGCCUGUUUGCCCUCUGUAAAAUCGCAGUCCUUUAUAUUUACCUUGGCCAUUUCCACGACCGUCAUCAUCUUAGCUACAUGUACGUGUAUUUCAUUUCUUCAUCUUGAGAAAACGUAAUCCCUCGCGUCGUUCUGAGAGUGACACGUCGCUCUAGCGAUUCGAUCAUCUCGUUAGAUGACCGGCGGAAAUUAGACGGUUGUUGCUCGAUUCGAAGGAUCAAAUUGAGGAUGAGACGCUCGUGCGGGGUUUUCUACUAUUGCGGAGAUUGAGCGGCAACUUUCGAGAAAUAAAAGGGAACCGGGUGCCGAAUUAAAGAAGCAACUGUUUGAUCCUCCUUUCGCAACAAGAUUUUCGUAAAAAGUCAAUUUUCAAACGAAACACGUUCUAGCUCUAGCUCGUUAGAUCUCUGUGUGAGAUAUUCCGAUCCUUAGGAUCUAACGAUUUGCCAAAAUCAGCCCUAUCCUCCCGAGUAUCUCUCGAGAUGUUCUCGCAGAAAAUUACACAGGCAAACCGCAAAACUGGCCUACUUUGGUCGUUUCGACUCGAGAGGCAAACGGCCGAAAAAUAUGGAAAUUAGAGGUUGGAGGAUCGCGGGAAAGGUGGACGCGUGUGAGGAGGUCAUUGUUCCUGGGGUACAAGAACUUUCUCUUAUGCCCAAUAAAAGCAAACCAAACGAGAACCGAUCGCCAAGUUCGAUUCUCAGGAGGAAACGGCGAUAGUUUGGGAAUCGCAUCGUGGGUCAGCUUGGCUGAAAACAGAGAGAUUAUCGCCGGAUUAAUCAGGGCUCGUUUGUUCGUAGGCACGGCGCGAGCGGCGAGCAACGACAACGAGGAGGAAGUGAACUGGGAACCGUCUCGAGUUGCCCGAGGUCGGUACCAGCAGCUCCCGCCAAAGGAGGAUGAUGGAUCGCUGGCAUUAGAUAGGAUGUUGGGCUUUCACGAGAAAGCGCGACUUAAUAACGCCAUUGAGACCUCCUCUACGUACGGAAUCCGCCUGUUCAACGGAAUCGGCCGUUUCCGGAGAAGCAAUUCGGUGCCAAGGUACGUUCAAGUUCCUUACGAUUUUACUACGAGCAUUGCAUCGAACGAACCGUUAUCAAUGCACGCUUGCGUAGAACUUUUUCAUUGUUUCAACGUGAAAAACGAAAGUCGUAUAAUUUUCGUACAUCUACGAAGGUUUUCGUUUUUUAAAAGAACUUCCUCUCCGAGGGAGAAACGAGGGAAGAGUCGAGUUCGUGCAAGGUCUCGGGGGUUAGAGCGGAGUGUAUCUUUUGCCAACUAG
Molecule: messenger RNA, 1651 nt
Organism: Heterotrigona itama
Lineage: Eukaryota; Metazoa; Arthropoda; Insecta; Hymenoptera; Apidae
Source: the annotation of a GenBank genome assembly